This is a messenger RNA of Porites evermanni, 11709 nucleotides long. Lineage: Eukaryota; Metazoa; Cnidaria; Anthozoa; Scleractinia; Poritidae. The record is from the annotation of a GenBank genome assembly.
UGCUUUUUCAUAGGCCGGGUUUUAUGCCGUUCUACCAGUUCAUCUUGGGAGCACAAGAUCCGCGCAGAUCUGCUAGAAAACUACGACAAAAAAGUUCGCCCGGCUAUUAGAGGAAAAAAGGCUGUUGAAGUGUCCUUUGCGCUGAGAGUUGGCAGACUUGUCAAAGUGGUAACUAUGAACAUUUCUUGAUUUAACAAAUCGACAACAGUUUUCCAUGGUCUAUAUAUUUUUUUUAACGACCAUACCAAAAAUGAUGUUAAAAUGCUCAAAACUCAUUACAAGUGGAACCAGGAGCCCCGGGCGAGUUGUUUCAGUUUCUGUUCUGAUGGUCUGUACUCUUAUCGGCUAUAACCGUCGACCAACCAGCGCGUGAGAAAUCGCUUAGCUGUUGUAAAAACCGUUUUGAUUCCUUUCUUAAUGAUGGUAGCUUUCUAUUUUGCUUGUGUGAUCGAAUCUAACUUCACCUCUGUGAAGAAUGUGAAUCAGAAGUAGUCACGGUGUCGCUCCAUAAGGAUUGGGGCCCCAGUCAUUUGAGUUUGCCGAUUGGGCACAAGGGCAAGCAAAGCAUUUUGAUAUUUUACUAACUUUUUUUUGUGUGUGUAAUAGGACAAUAAAGAGCAACUUGUAGUACUGGACACGUGGGUUAUACAGGUGAAAAUAGGAUAAUCACAUUUCUCCUAGUUUUCAUUAAAGCAUUCGCAUAAAUAUCCACACCCUACAUUCAGCUUAGUAGCCCGUUAGGUUAAAAUUAUGUAUGAUUUCUAGUAUGUACUUAGUUACUUGACAACACGUUUGUUAGGCUGUUCUUCUUAGGAAGAGGGUGAAUUUAAGCUUUCCCUUGAAUGUAAAACUUUCUAAGUCCUCUGUAACCACUGCCUUUAACUUGAGUUUAAAUUUCUAAUUGAUGAUUGAACAUAAUUGAGGAAAUUUAGCUUGGUUUAGUUUUUAAUGUUGCGUUGAUAAUUUUCCCAGCAUUUUUAAUGCUCAUUAUAUUUAGUUUAACCUUUUUUCUUUUGCAAAAUUUACGCUUGUCCCCAAUCUUCUUUUUCUGAAUAACAACUAACCUCUUUUUUGUAAUUUUUAACUUGGUGACCUCAUCAAGAUUCGAAACGAAGACCCGUCUUUUCGUUUUUUUAAAUAAAAAAAUGAGAGUAAAGCUUCUUUUCGAAGACUUUUCUAAACUUAUUCCUUGUUUGCUUGCAGCAUUGGCGAAACCCAUUUCUAACUUGGAAUUCCAGCGAUUAUGGUGGUCUAGACCGUAUUUUUUUCUCUCCUGGUGAAAUUUGGGUACCCGACAUUGCUCUUUAUAACAAGUAAGGAAUCUUGAAAGCUCCUCAAAAAAAUUAAAUCUUAGAAUUCGUUUGAUUUAGCACUUAAACCCUUUUCAUUUCUUUGAAGGAUCAGAAAGACUUAAUCAAAAGUAGUUAAGUCUUCAUUUAUUUAUGUGAUAAUCUCUUAUAACGAGAGAGAAUAACAAUAAUUCUGAUUCUCAGCUCUUACCAACCUCGUUCCCAGGGUUCUCUCCUACCCGUCGGUAGGAGAGAGAGAACUCUGGGAACGAGUUUGCUCUCUUGCUUGAUAACUAAUUCGUAGUCUGUCGAAAAGUUCAGUGAAUCACUGAAAUAUGCUUCAAAAUUAGAUGUGAAAAAUUGACGACAAUAUUAAAACAGUUGUACUAAAUAUCUAACCAAAUCUUACUGGAAUCAUAGUCAGACCUUGAACACUUUAGGUUGCAAUUUUAUGAAACUAAAGCUUGUAGAGUUAACUCUCGCCUUACGGACACUAUAAUCCGGACAGCAGCAAGAGAGGAUAUCCUCUCUAGAGAGCAGCUAAACCCCACGCAAAAAUAAAUUGCAAAUGUUUGACUGAAGAUAAACUUCCACUAUAGACCUUUUCACGGUUUUCUCAAUUUUCACAUGGACAAGUUCGGGAAAAUACGUCAACACGACUGAAAAGAGCGCCUUAAGAUGAGUAAAACUGCCAAGUUUGAAAGUGAUUUGUUGAAAAUGGUGGGGCACAAACUUACCCCACCGUACGGCCUGGUCCUUAGGCGUUCUCGGCUUGGUGAAUCCUAGACUCUACUGUGAGCUGUGACGUCACCGAGCAACGGGGCAAGGGAGAACGAAUAGAGACUAGGCUGCCCACCAUACAAACGUCUGUAAAUUUUUACAACUUUGUGCAGCCAUAUUGUCGCUCGCUUAAGAGCAAUCACUUUUAAAUUUGGCGUAUCCACUAAUAUUAAGGCGCUCCUUCCUGUGUUGUCGACGGAUUUUCCAUAACAUGUCCAUGUCAAAAGUUAAAAAAAAAACCGUGAAAAUGUCUAUUACGGGCUCUAGCUUUUGAGGAUACUAACUCAAGGUCUCUGCGGUGUCCGCGACAAAGGAGUUGACUAUACUCAGAUUAGUAACUAAGAUUCACUGCAUUGUUUCUUCCUCUACAGCGGUGAUGACAAUAUCAAUCUUGCUGGAGGUCCAAGCAAGUUUGUCACAGAUGUUGUAGUUGAUGACAGAGGAAUGUGCCGUUGGGGAGGACCAGCUACGUUCAAGGUCAACUGUAAAAUGAAGAUCGACCAAUGGCCAUUUGACGAGCAGCAAUGCAUACUCGCAUUUGGCUCCUACACUUUCGGAAAAAACCUAUUAAAACUCAAACUAUUCAAGGACAAAAGCCAACUUACAAGUAAGUCACAGGGUGUAUUGACUGCACUUUUCGCUGAAACGUUGUCGUAUCAUCUUUAAUUAGUGUUAGGAACCGUUGCUGCUUUCAAGUUGUUAGUCCAAUCCCGUCCUUAGGGCGAGGGGCGCCCCAGCUCCCAUUUUCUAAUUUUAAUAUCCGUUGGGGUCUCAGCACAGUAGUCACUGAGCUCCACUGGCAAAUUAUACUUGAAGACGUUAACUAUAAACUGAGAAGCGCACAAUUUUGUAGGUAUAUGUUGGCUCGGACUACACAAGUAGAUUAAAGCUUGGAUCUAGCUAAUUCCCUUUUCAAUGUGAUUCUCAAGCACAUUUCUAAAAUUCAACGUUUAAGUCAUCUAAGAGAAAUAGGGAAUGGUAAAGUAAACUAAACUGGGAAAACUAGGAAAAAACAUCAAAUUAUCGAUUGAUCGAUCACGCCCUCCAUUGUGCAUGUUUGAAAAUUGCAGCGGAGUGUGUUCUUGCCCCUUCCCAUGAGACCCCACGCGCCUCAACCUACUCAUGGCCCCAAUCUUGUGUCACCUCAAAAACACAUAAAUAGCGCCUGGGUACAAACCUGCUUCAACCUUUUUUUGCAGAUCGUUUUGUGGAAAGCGGAAACUGGCGCAUAGAAGAGAUCACGUCCAGACUCUCCGAAACUGACCAUGGAAACUGUUGCAGGUUUAACUUCAGCGAGGUUGAAUAUACCAUAAAAAUGAAACGCAAAUCGCUCUACUACACGUUCUACGUUACCAUCCCGUGCGUCAUUCUCACGAUUCUUGCCUUUAGUAGCUUCCUGAUUCAUGUUGAAAGCGGGGAACGCAUUGGAUUCGUCACCACUGUUCUUCUCGCCAUGACAGUUUUCUUACUCAUCAUUCCAUCGUGGUUGCCAGUCACUUCAGACGGUCUUCCCAUCCUCGGAGUGCUUCUUGAAGCCACCAUGAUUAUAAUAACUCUGGUGUUAUUCGCCAAUAUCGGGGUGCUGAGAGUGUACUUCAAAGAGGGAACGCCUCCAGACUGGGUUGAACGCAUCUGUUGUCUUUGCAUCGGACGAAGACGUCAAAAUAUUCAGCAGAUUCACGCGCAAGGUGCUGAGGGUCCUUUGUCAAAGGCUGAGAAAUCCAUUGCUUCUAUGGUAACCAUUGAGAUGACUGGGUCCAAUAUCGACACCACUUCAACAACUGAACAUUGUGACAAGAAAGGAGACGACCAUCUCACCUGGCAAAGAGUGUCUACAAUAAUGGAUCGUGCGUUUUUCGUAAUAUUCGUUCUGAUUUCUUUGACAUCUUACGCCGUUUAUACAGCAGAUGCUCUUUAAGAUGUUGCGAGGCAAAGAGGGGAAGGUGGAGUGGAGAAGAUGUUCAUUCGUCCCCCUCAUUUUGCAUGCUGUGGCUACUACAUCUACCUAAUCUCUUAAUAAAAGCUUUCAACCACAAAAAAUCAUUAUUUAGGAUACGACAGAACCAUGAACGGUACGUAUAUACGUUGGGACUCCAAACUUCUAAGCUGGAGGGUUAAGGCACUCACUAAGUAUAUAGACUACUUAUUGUACCUUUUCUUUUCAAAUUAAAUAAAUGCAUUUGUCUGGAGGCAGUAUAUAUUUUACCAGCUUGUGAUAACGAAAAUGAAUCUUCAAAUCCACACGUAACGGUUUUUAGUACCUGUUAAAAAUUUCGCAGGCACAAACAAGGGUCAAACAAGCAUACUGAUCAUUGAAUGAGAAAACAACGAUUAAACCCCUGUUCGCAGAUCGAUUAUUUACCUCUUGUCUUCUGCAUUGCCAACGCACAGAACUGCUCUGAUGGCCACUGUGAAACCGAGAGAUUUUGCUCACUCUGGUCCAAUAUAAUUGUUUAAAAGCGGGAAAUAUCACAAUGAGCAGUACCGGAUCUCUUGUCGAACACUGGCCGGGUAUUAAGUGAGCUGGUUGAAGCACUUGCACACCGGUGUACAAUCUCGUGCACAGUUGAAAAGCAAAUAUAAACUCCAUAUGGUUGCACAUGAUCGCCUGCCGAAGAAGAUGGAGAUGUCAGUGCAUGUUCAUUAUUUGUUGAAUUGAAAAAAAUGUGUUAUCUAAUUCAGCAGGCAUUUGUUUGUUUGUCAUUUUAUAAAACAAUUGUUUGCCUUUUUUUCUUGGCUUUAAAGGCGAAAAUUAAAAUGAAAAAAAGCUAGACCCACGUGCAUCAAUCAGACCAGAAAUUUUGCUUCGUAAUCCUGAUAGGUGCAAACAAAGUCACCCUCUGUUGUUUUCUCCCAGAAAAAGAAAGGAAAAAUGAAAAAAGUGCACGUCACACAGCUUUUUUCAUUAAGGCAUUAUUCUCUUCAUCAUAUUAAGAUCUAUUAAAAGUAACAAAAAAAUAAAUCCUCCUGUGAUUUGUUUUAUCUGCGUUUGUGUACAGCAGUUUUGAUGCUUGGAAGUAGUCGGACUUACCGAGGAAUUAUGUGCAAAAACAUUCAAUAAAAUUAGUUUGAAAGAUAAAGUAUUAGACUUUUGACUUGAGUUUUUAUUGCGCUCAUUUCUGUCUGUUCACUAACAUCUUAGAGAAAGCGAUCUUGCGUGAGGUUAUACGACAGUUAUGAACGCAUGACUCGACACUCUAUUGCUACUACAUCCAGCUAACAUAAUUUUAAGUGCUGGGCGUGAAAAAAACGUCAUUAAAUAUCAAGGAUCGGGUAUUUAAAAGAACCAGUUGUGUUAUAUUGACUCUAGUCACGUCAAACAUUGUGGUUAGCCAAACUAAAAAUGUGACAUAAUGCACAUUGAUAUGAUCAGCCAAUAUAAUUAAUAAGCUCGAAUUCUAGAUCAUUUUUGAAAAUUAUACGUGUCCUCCACCCGACCCCAGUUAGCCACCUUUCCGCUUGCCUACUUAGGGCUUACUUCGGUUGCCUAGCAACUCAGAAUAGUUUAACACCACGGAAAAUACAGAACAGUGUAUUUAUGAGAUUAUUUCACGCAAAGUUAUUUCAACGGACAAUCUUGUCAAACUCCCAAACUUUUUGUCACAACUCCUUACCUUUUAUCUGCUUUAUAUAAUAUAUAUAUAUAUACAGAACUGUUGUACAUUUGUAAUUUCCCACGAAAUGUAACAAUCAAUAUAGGUCCGAGAUUUGCCCUUGACGUCACCGAGCGGUAAUAAAUGUGCGCAAAAGCGUGACUCGAAUGGUAAGUAGGUUACAGAUAUUUGAUAGAGCAUAAAGAUUUGAAUAACGCGCAUAUUUUAGUCUUAAGAUUCACACUCUUGUAGCGUGAGAGAUCGGAUGCUCGAACAAACAUCGCUUCAAUUCUUCUACUGUUUAAACGCAGAUUAGAGCCAUAGUUGAGAGAAAAAAGGACUGUUACAAGUUCCGCAAUGAACCAGAUUACAAUCUCUCUAACGCUUCUCCAGAUUUUCUCUCUAUUUGACGGUAGGUAGAAUUACAUAGACUCAUUUGUGACUUAUAUCUAUGCUAAUACUGUGAUAUAUGUUUAAGUCAAUUGGGUGACUAAUUUGGCAAUUGAAAAUGGCAUUUAGCCUAAAAAAAAAAGAAGUAAUUUAUCCCUGUCUGCUAGCUAUUUUUCUUGUACAAAGUCGCAGACGUCGACGAUGCGAUUUUAAAAACCAGAUACUUGAGCAAAUAAUCACAACUCUUGUGUGGCUCUCGUUGAGUAACCCUGUUUGUUUACGGAAACUUGCACUGCGUAGUUUUAUCUUGCUAACUGUAAAAAAACAUAUUUAUAAACUUGAUUUUUUUAAAAAUUGAAUUUGGGGGUUAAUUCAUUUAUCGCUCCCAGCUUCUCAUCAAAAAUGACGAAUGAACAAAUCCUCAUCACCGUUGAGUGGUUGAUAUUUAUCCAGUGAUCAAACUCAUUGCGAAAUGUUUUUUUCCCGCACCCUCUGUCACACAGCAAGUGACGUUUUUAAAUACUUCUCUAUAACAUAGAGGACAUACGGCAGUCUUCUCUUUGAGGUUUUCCUUUCUGAAAGGCCAGUAGAAUAUAGUCAAAUAAUGUACAUAGUAUGUUUUGAGCCUUAGAAGCGUUUACAUGUUCAUUUGGCAGCCGUACAAAAUAUUUAACUAUCGCGUCAUACUGAUCACACAACGCUGAGGUGAUAUUAUUCCCCCCAAAAACCUCGCGUGUUUACGACGCUGGCAGAAGUUCGCGCCAAAUAAUGUGGGGUAAUUUGACGCGUUUAAAAUACAAACCAAUACAUUAAUAUUUAUUUCGGAGAGUAACUUAUUGACAUUUAGUCUUCUUUAUCCCUUUCAAAUUCUCUGCGUUCUGUUCCUUCCUAUUUCUGCCUUCUUUCUAUUGAAGCUACUUUGUCUCUUCCCAGAGUCUGUUUCUCUAGCCUGUUUAGCAAGCUCUUCCUCCCCACCCUCCCCCUUUUUCCUCUCGGGUACCAACCUUCUGGUCGAACUUGCAUGGAAACGCUUGCUACGUAGGCUACCUUUCCUCCUCUUCCUGCAUAGCUGGCGGAGUUUUUGUGACGAAGCCGUUAUUUUCGCAAAGCGUCUCUUCACCAUUCUCCAGACGUCAAUCGAAGCUCCUCUUUUAUUCCAAAACGUUCCUCGCGCGAACGAUCCCACCAUCUACGCAGGCUACUCUUGCUGGAUCCCUCUCUCUCUUCCUCUCCAACUCAUCCCUCAUUCCUCCGGCCUCUUUUUGCCCUCUCCUUUUCUUUCGCUUCGCUUUCGCCUCCCAAGUAUUACUUUUUCUACGCAUUCAACUCACUCCAACUCGAAUUCCGAACAAAUCCCCUUUGGGAUGUCCAGUCUGAUGAUACAGUUGUUUCUUGUUUCUUUUAAUUUUUCCCACAGUAGCAUUAAAAAGACUUCUUUUCUUGUUAGGAUCUCUGUGUUCAACAAAUUCUUCAUGGGAACACCACAUUCGAGCAGACCUACUGAAUAACUAUGACAGAAAAGUUCGCCCAGUCCGCGAGGGGAGGAGGGAAGUGACAGUGCAAUUUUCUUUACGAGUGGGUAGACUCGUCAAAGUGGUACGUCAAAUAAUCUUUGGUACACCUUUUUAACUUGUAAAUACAACCUUUUUGAUAAUUUGUAAUUACUGCGUUUACUUCAGAAUUAAAAAGUUGUUUGAUUGGUCAAAGCGAGGUGCGUGAAGCGAGGCGGGAUCUGGUACAAUAAGAAGCUGACGGGAGGGUCAAGGGACAAUAGGCAACAAAAACAACAACUUUAUUGACUUGAUCUUCGACAUGAAGAUUUCAGCACCAAAACAAUCAAUAUAAUCACAAAUGAAACAAAGUAAAAUAAAAGUUAAGUAAGAAGGAACAACAACUUCCCGCAGGGUAGGCCUUUUCUCAAAAGCGGGCCCGCUGAUAAACGAACCAGGAUAGCAGCUAUUAUUAUUUACAUUCAAGACAGGGGUUUCAGCAGUUAAGCAGAGAACGUGACAAAACUAUCAGUUACCAAAACAAAAUGGGCAAGUUUAGCUAGGACGCGCACUUUCAUUUCCGUCCUGAAGAGGUAUUGGGACUUUCCGUCGAGAAACGGGCCCCAAGGACGAGUCUGUGCAUAUGCAAGUUUCGGAUAACUUGCCAUAACAACCAAUGCUUUACGGUAAAGUCGACUGAGAGCAAACAUCUUAUACUUGAAGAACCACAAGACCUUCUUUUUUUUAAUACAUUUCUCUUUAUAUUCCUUUUCUCUAACAGGAUAAUCAAGAGCAAUUAAUAGUUGUAGAUACUUGGGUUACACAGGUGAGAUAUUGCAAACUUAAUUAGUUCUUUCAGUACCCUGGGUGUCGGAGACUUUCCUAGCGCGGUUUCCGGUUUCUGUCAAGUCAUUAUAGUGACCCGCGCUUCGCCGCUCGUGGCUUUGGCCUUCGACCAACACCGAAAAUUCCCGCCGGGAGCGAGAAAAACCUCUGGUACCCAGGGUAUUCUUUCAAGAGCCAUACCACACGAUAUUCUAAGAAGGACACCGUGACAGGGGCGGCUAGCACCAGGUAUCGAUCUUACUGCGGGGGAAGGGAGGGAGGCGGGUGGGGGUCACACUGCUCAUGUCACAUUCGCUGUAAUUACGGGAUUGUCAUGUCGAUAGACUAUCCAUGCUGUGAUUUUGUAAAAGACAUUGCUUGGGAUAAGCAAUUGGCUUGGGGGAAGGCUUAGGGAGGCGCGCCUGCAAAGUACAGGAAGCUGCAUAGUUAAGAUGAGUCUAGCCUGAUUGCGUUACGAACUCGUAAGAACGUCUGCGUGGGAGGCUAACACGAGUCCUGCAGCGAAAAAGAAGAAAUAUGUUGUCUACAUGAACCGAAUUCUGGCCCAUAGAAGAACCACCGACAAAACAAAGCGAGCUUUUAAAUGAUUGUUUCUGCGAACACCCUGGAUAUAACAAUAAUUGUAAAGUUUUUAGACUUGAAAAAAUGGGUGGGAGAGGGAGCGAACACUGGCACCCCAGGACGCCUUCAGCUAUGCUCCUUCCUAGCUACGCGCGCCCCUGAACAUGACUUGAAAAACAGCAGGGACCAAUCCGCCAUAUGAUACAGUUUUACGUAAUUUAUUUCUCAGGCGUGGGACAACGAAUUUCUCUCGUGGAACAUAAACGACUACGGUGGCUUAGAUCGCAUCCAUUUCGCCCCUAACGAAAUUUGGGUUCCGGAUAUAGCUCUAUUUAACAAGUGAGUGUUGGUAGCCUUUGUUUUAAAAAUUGUUAUCAGUUUUAACUGGUAGUUUUUGGUUUAACGAUUUUCGUUUUAUGUAUUUCCAGUGGUGAUGAUGAAAUCAACUUGGCGGGGGGUCCAUCGAAGUUUGUCACCGACGUCGCGGUGAAUAACGAAGGCAGAUGCCUUUGGAGCGGACCAGCCACAUUCAAAGUCAACUGCCAAAUGAAUGUUGACAAAUGGCCUUUUGAUGAGCAGUCCUGCGAAAUGGCGUUUGGUUCAUACUCAAAUUCAGCCCAUACGAGUAUGAACCAAACGCCAUUUCGCAGGACUGCUCAUCAAAUGGCCUUUUGAUGAGCAGUCCUGCGAAAUGGCGUUUGGUUCAUACUCGUAUGGGCUGAAUUUGUUAAGAAUCAAGUUGUUCAAGGACACCAGAAAAAAAAUUGUAAAAAAGGUCUUUUGAUGGAGAGUCCCGCGAAAGGGGGUUUGGGUUAAACCCGGUAGGGUGUAAUUUGUUAAAAAACAAGUUUGUCAAGGACCCCCCGGCGUUUAAAAGAAAAGGGGCAUACCCCCCCCCCCCCGGGAGCGAUAUAACUUCGUUAGGAGUUUAAAUGGCAGAUUUUGGUAUCACUUAGGUUGCUCAGGAUAAUUUUAGGUCUAAGGGACGAAAUUAUCCCUUUUGGCUGUGCAGCACCACAUAGUAAGCAUCAGACGGUCAAAAGAGAAAGUAAACUGUAGUCUCCCUCACAGCCGUUUUUGUCACGUCACCCAACUCUCCUCGGAGAAGCGUUACGUGACGAGACAAAAACGGCUGUGCGGGAGACUAAGGUAACUGUGGCACCUGACUCGUCCCCAGUCGUCUCUAAGUUCUCUCUACUCAUUAAUUAUUUACUAGGGAAGUGCUUGGGUUAUGCGCGCGUCAUCCCCUUUGUUAAAGAGCGCGUUCUAGUCUUCCACGCCGAAUACUAAUAAUGGGAGACGACUGGGGACGAGUCAGACUGGGGCACCGUUCACACGGCGCCGAACAAAUUUUCGACCGGUUUAAAAUUCGUCCGUUUAGGUGUUCUGUUCACACGAAACCACCUUAACUGACGAAAAUUUAGCCGUGUAGCCGGGUCAAAAUUGUGUAUAAACAGAGGACUGAUUUUGAACGAUUCCUUAUGAAUGAAGUGGUCGGUGAAAUCUUUCAGCUGCGAUCGAAGAUUUCGCCCGGUGCCUUGAGAAAGUAGCUUGAACCACACCUCGAUUGGUAUCCCUUAGGAUAAAGAGAGAACAAUAGGAUUUUCCCCUCUAGCCUUAAACGGGGAAUAUGGAACGGAAACGUGCUCGGGGUAGUAGCUCUGGGAAGAGGCUGGGAACAGUGAAAUGAAAAAAAAAAAAGAGCGAAACAGGUAAUGAAUAACUGGCUCACUCAUAGGGCUAAGAAAGGAUUAAGGAGGCUUUUGUUGCCACUUUUUAUUUUUCCUCUUUCCUCGUUGCCCACUCCCCAUCUUAAUAAUUGCCAUUAACAAUUCCAAUUUCCUAAAGUGUAUCCCUACCUUUUCACAAAGGAGUUCUCCUCUUCCCAGCUCCUCAAUGCCCGAGUGGCUAUUAAUCGAACUCCCCCAGAUGUACAUGUCCGGCUGGAACCUUGCCACCAAUUUGUGUCGUUAGACAAGAAGACACUGAUUUGCUCCAAUUUUCUAUCUUAUGACUAAGCUGUGCCAUUGUUUCUUCAUUUCAGACCGUUUUGUAGAAAGCGGAAAUUGGCAGAUAGUAAACAUUUCAUCUAGAAUCACCGAAACCGACCACGGAGACUGCUGCAGGUUUAACUUCAGCGAAGCUGAGUUCAAAAUUUCAAUGAAACGCAAAUCGCUUUAUUACACGUUCUAUAUCACCAUCCCUUGCGUUAUUCUGACUGUUAUUGCCCUGACUAGCUUUCUGAUCCAUGUUGAAAGCGGAGAACGCAUUGGAUUCGUCACCACUGUUCUUCUCGCCAUGACAGUCUUCUUACUCAUCAUCCCUUCAUGGUUGCCAGUCACUUCAGAAGCACUUCCGAUCCUUGGAGUACUCCUUGAAGGCACCAUGAUUAUAAUCACCCUAAUCCUGUUUGCCAAUAUCUUCGUCCAAUGGAUCUACUUCAGAGAAGGAACGCCUCCAGACUGGGUACAGACGAUUUCCCGCUUCUGCGGUAGAAGAAAACGCAGAGGAAAGCAGCAGACUCGUGUUGGUAGCGCAGUGGCCCCAUCGCAUUAUGCUUUGAAAUCAACUGCUUCCGUUGCGGGCAUCGACAUGACCGAGUCAAGCAGAAAUUCACCGGUGGAACAGGACAACCAGAAGAUGGAUGAGUAUUUUUACACGUGGCAAAGGGUGUCCACAAAAAUGGACCGCUUUUUUUUCAUAUUAUUCAUCAUUAUUUCAGUUAUCGUAUAUGGUGUGUACAUAGGAAUUUCUUUAUAG